AUGGUAGAUGUGACAGAGAAGGAAAUGGAUAAUCCCACCUUUAAAAGUGACACUGUACUUUCCGAUGUUCACUUACACUGCCCAAACAAAAGACAUCUCAUGGCACGAUUGAAUGCAGUUGGCCAACCAGUAUUCCUGUCGUAUUUCAAACUUCUUCGGAACACCGAAGUUUCAGCAUCUGAGAAACAUCUGAGAGAAGCUACAACAGAAGGAGAACGCCAAGACCGAAGUGGAAAUGAACUGUGUGACAAGGACAGGAAUAAUCUGAAAAAAGAAAGAGAAUCAAAUAUUGAAGGAGUCGAAGCACUGCUAGACAGUGAUGGAGACUUGGAAGUGGUCAGAAGACCUCGAAGUGCCUCUGAUUUAGAAGCGGAGGAUCUUUUGAGGGAGAGAGUGUGUCCUGUAAUUCUGAUGAAAGGGACAGAAGAUGCUUUUGAAGAUGAAGAACGAGAAUGUGCUUGCAGUGAUGUUGUUAAAAUAGAACACACUAUGGCAACCCCGUUAGAAGAUGUUGGUAAACAAGUCUGGCGCGCAGCCUUUCUUCUUGCCGAUUACAUCCUGUUUAAACGGGACACGUUCAGGUGUUGCUCGGUGUUAGAGCUUGGAGGCGGCACUGGAAUUACAAGCAUUAUCAUGGGAACAGUUGCCAAGAGGGUUUAUUGCACAGAUGUUGGUGAAGAUCUUCUAACUAUGUGUAAGCAAAAUAUUGCACUGAACAAACACCUGAUGGAGCCGGGAGGAGGGGAAGUUAAAGUAAAAGAACUGGACUGGCUGAAAGAUGAAUUCUGCACCGAUCCUGAAGCUCCUUAUAGCUGGUCUGAAGAAGAGAUUGCUGAUUUGCAUGACCACUGCACGGUGAUAAUGGCGGCCGAUGUGUUCUAUGAUGAUGACCUGACCGAUGCCUUGUUCAGAACACUGUAUAGAAUCACACACAACUUGAGAAAUUCCUGCACAGUCUACCUAGCAUUAGAAAAGAGGCUGAACUUCACUUUAAGACAUAUGGAUGUUACAUGUGAAGCCUACAGUCAUUUCAGAAAUACUCUAAAUGAUUUGGAGAACCUCCGAGAUAGAAAAAUUAAAUAUACUGCGGAGCCCAUCAAGCUUGAUUUCUGCCAGUUUCUCGUUUAUGAACGAAUUGAGCAGUUGGAAUUGUGGAAGAUUAUUGCUGAACAGCUAACAUGA
Molecule: messenger RNA, 1182 nt
Organism: Apaloderma vittatum (bar-tailed trogon)
Lineage: Eukaryota; Metazoa; Chordata; Aves; Trogoniformes; Trogonidae
Gene: METTL22
Product: methyltransferase like 22
Exons: 10
Coding region: 1-1182 (393 amino acids)
Biological process (GO): protein methylation
Cellular component (GO): nucleus
Molecular function (GO): protein methyltransferase activity
Source: RefSeq, a predicted model, not a curated record